AGAAUAUCUCGAUUCUGCAAUCUACUGUAAACAAGAUAAGUAUCGAUAAUGAAUAAAUCUUGACAUUGAAUUUUAUUCAAAAAGUUACAGUGAUAUCAAAUAAUCCGUAAUGACAUUUAUUACUCCAAUCAUAUCAGUCAACUACUACCUACCGCGUAAUACGCGAUCGAUUUUCAAACGCACCCCCCUCCCUCCCCCCACCAAAUAGAGUUUCCAGUGUAAUUCUGUUAUUCUUGAAUCUUCGGCUUGUUUUUCAUUUUUUAGCUCACUUUAAAAUUUCUUCUGGCUUCAAUUGUGCUACGAUUUAAAGUUUUCCGCGUAUACGUUUAGGACGUUACUGCGUGCGGAAAUAGUACAGAAGGCCUCUAAUUAUACCGUCUACAAUAUUAUUUAUAGACUUUGAACCAUAUAGUACGUAAGUAUGUAAUUGUAUAUCUGUCGCGGUUCAUUUUAUCCUUCUCUGUUGCGUGAACCAGCGGUUAGGAGCGACACUAAAUCAAGUGGGAAUGAAACUCGUUGAAACAACGCUAGACAUGGUAACGGAUCCAUGACUGUGCUUCUGUUAUUAUCAACGCCAGUAACGGUUAAACCUAUUGCAUGUGUCGAAAUGAAGGACGAGAAGAGUAACUCUAUAUUGCCCACUGAAGCGACUCGAUUGAGACCAAGAUUGGAAAGUUUCGAUGAUGUUCUGCCGUAUGUCGGUGACUACGGGAGAUAUCAAUGGCUGUUGUUAUUGUCGUUACUACCUUAUGGCGCGACGUACGCGUUUCUGUAUUUCUCGCAAUUUUUCAUUACGAUUAUUCCCACGGAACACUGGUGCAGGAUAGACGAAUUAGUAAACUCGAAUUUCACCGAAGAAGAGAGGAUUAAGAUAGCGAUUCCAGUGACGAACGUUUAUCCUUAUUACGAACAAUGUCAACGGAAGGACGUAAACUUCACAGAGCUGUUGAAGAGCGAUAAGAGCCUGAGCUCAUCGGGCUUCCAAACAAACAAAACGAUAAAAUGUACUCAAUGGGAGUAUAAUUUUACGCAGAUUCCAUAUCCUAGUAUAGGAACUGAGCUAGAUUGGGUAUGCGACCGAGAAUACCUCGUAUCAACGGCGCAGGCCAUCUUCUUCUGCGGAUCCAUCAUCGGUGGUUUCCUAGUCGGUUGGAUCGCCGAUCACAAGGGUCGUAUCCCAGCUUUAAUGUUCUGCAAUGGCAUCGCCCUUUUUGCCUCCAUUUUCACUGCCAGCGCAAAUAGUUUUUGGUCAUUCGCCGUCUGUAGGUUUCUCACUGGACUGGCGUUCGAUAACUGUAUCAACAUUCCUCUGAUUAUCGGUAAGCCUUCUACGAAAGCUUUUGCCACCACCAGAGAUGAAUAUAUUGAUUUUGUUAUUGUUAAAGAUCGUUUCAUCGAUUUUCAUGUCGUCGAGGAUAGUUAUAUCUUGAUAUUCUUAAAUCGAGUUAUACAAGGUGGUUGCUACAACUACAUCGCAGUGGCCAGUACAAUUUUACCAUGGAUAGCCUAUUAUAUCGCGAACCGGAGAUAUUUUACUUACGUUACUGCCAUACCGCUGUUAUCUGUCGCUAUCACACCGUGGAUUCUUCCCGAGAACGCCCGCUGGUACGUUUCCAACGGGAUGAUGGACAAGGUUGUUGAGAAACUACGGAGAAUAGCUAGGAUCAAUCGUAGAAAUCCAGACUCGCGUAUUUACGAUAUAUUAGUUAGUAACAUGGAGGCACCGGACAAAAUUCAAGAAUCAGCGACGCUGCUCGAUCUGUUCAAAACGCCACGGUUGGCGAGAAACACUAUUCUUCUAGUUGCAUUCUGGUGUUUUACCCUGAUCUCGUUCGACGAUCACGUGUAUUCAUUAAAACUUAUCCAGAGCUCGGUGUUCGUGUCGUUCUCGAUCGCCUGUGCCACAGAACUUCCAGCUGGGUUAUUACUCGCCCUGUUGCUCGACCGAUGGGGUCGUAGACUCUGCGGAUUUCUCACGAUGGCAAUGACCUGUGUACUCAGUAUCGCUGAACUUAUGCUGCAUUCCAUGCUCGCGAAAUUAGUAAUGUCAAUAUUGUCGCGAUUCUGUCUGAACAUGGCAGCCAAUGUUGGUCUUCAGUAUGCAGCAGAACUUCUGCCCACGCCAGUCAGAUCGCAGGGCGUAUCUUUCAUUCAUAUUUUCGGAAUAGUUGCACACUCUUUGGCGCCAUAUAUCACUGACUCGGCUGCAAUUUGGGAGGGAUUUCCAAUGCUCAUUAUCAGCACGGUGUCCUUUUUUGGCGCUGCACUGGUUUUGUUCUUGCCGGAAACUGUCGGCCAGAAUCUUCCUCAGACUAUCAAGCAAGGCGAAGAAUUCGGAAGGGACCAACAUUUCUGGUCGUUGCCUUGCUACCAUAAGACACACUUCAAUGGACAUCAACACUAUCACUCCUGUGAACGAUAAUUAUCUGAUUUUUAAUAAUAAUUCAAUUAAAAAACACGAAGGAGGAUUCGUGUUUUUUUAGAAGUAACAAUAUUACAAGCGGAUCAGUCUGACGAUUUUUGUACGAGAAAAAAUCGGAACAUAUUAUUUUUCUAUUCUCCUACAUUAAUUUUUAUUUUUAUCGUUUACGUUUAAGAAUUUGUAAGCCUUAAUUCUAAAAAGAGCGAGCUUAGAAAUCGUGUUCCUAUAUAAUUUUUAUUAUUAUCUUUUAAGAGCUUUUAUAAUUUUAAUGCUAAUUUUCACUUGCGUUACGCACGUUCGAAUCGUUCAGCGGUUGGUGCUAAUUUGAUAUUCAAAGAUAUUACGUAGAAUAAUAUCGAAAAUGUUACGUAAAUUAAUAAUUACGUAAUUUAUUAAUUACGUAAAUAAUAAAUUAGGGAGAUUUAAAUUUUUGAUUCCUUUAAUGUUUUUAACAUUUUUUACUGGAAUAUAUUGGACAAAAUCUUAUUUAAAAAAAUAGUACGUUUAGAUAAUUUUUCUUUGUGAAAAGAAACAGUUUUAUAUCUUUUGAACGAUUAUCCACGUAUUUUUAACGAUUAUUUAUCUAUUCGUUAUAUUUUUUGUACGAUUUUAAAUAACGUACAAUAUUAAUAAAAUCCAAGCUUGAAGACUUUUUAAAUUAUUGUUAUAAUUUCUUCAGCACCAACUGCUGGACUUUUAUCUAUCUAAAACGAGUUGUACGUACAUUAAAAAAAAAAUAACUCUAAUUGACUGUUUCUAUGGUUUAGGAAGAAGAAAAAAAGAAAGGAAAGAAUAUUGUAAGCAAAUCGUGCCAUCGUAUGACGAUCAGUGUUCGUCGUUGUGCCAAUAACAACGCAAUCAAUCUGAAGAAACCUAUUCAUAGUAUUCAUAAUCAUCACUCACGUAUAUAUUCGCGUAUACACUCACGUCCAUAAGAUUGAUUCACCGAAUAAAACUUCCAUAAACCUUAAUAUAAGAAACAAUUCUACUUUUUAUUUGCACACACAUCGACGAAUCCCCCGAACAAAAAUAAACUGCUAAAUAUCUCUAUAAUUAAAUACAUUAAUGCUCGAUGAUCCUCGUUCAUCGUUAUACGUCUAAUCUAACUCCAUCCUAUAAUUAGGAGAUAACGAUCACUUAUGUUACAAUGUAUUAACCCUUAACAGCCGAACUUAAUUAUAAUUAAUUAUAGAAAAUGAAAUGCUUCAUUAUACGGAUAUUUGAAGUAAUAUUCUGUAUUAUACAGGGUGUCUGGUAAUUGAUACUGUGAUAACCAGUGGUUAGUUAAUAUGGUUAAUAACCAGUGGUACAGAAUAAUACUAUGUGAAAGGAUCUGUUGAAAAUAUAGAACGAGAGAUUUUCGUACGACGUUCGAGAGAAUGAAAUUCUGAAGCUUUGUCAACUCGUGUUCACACGACAUUCACGAAACAUAUUCAAAAUUUAUUUUCUCGCAAAUACGAAGAAUCAUCAGUUACGAAACACUCUGUACUAUAUCACAUUAUUAUAUCACUAUCGUAUUGAUAAGAAAUGUCGAUAUUAUAACUCCUUAAGACUCCCUUAAUAUUUAUUUGCGAUUCAGCUUAAUAUGUAUUGGCCCUGUGUAAUUUCAAGAUUAAAAAUAUAAAAGAAUUCAUUCCUGAUUA
Molecule: messenger RNA, 4065 nt
Organism: Bombus huntii
Lineage: Eukaryota; Metazoa; Arthropoda; Insecta; Hymenoptera; Apidae
Product: carcinine transporter-like
Exons: 11
Coding region: 548-2422 (624 amino acids)
Biological process (GO): transmembrane transport
Cellular component (GO): membrane
Molecular function (GO): transmembrane transporter activity
Source: RefSeq, a predicted model, not a curated record